Molecule: messenger RNA, 1502 nt
Organism: Suillus discolor
Lineage: Eukaryota; Fungi; Basidiomycota; Agaricomycetes; Boletales; Suillaceae
Exons: 3
Coding region: 184-1260 (358 amino acids)
Source: RefSeq, a predicted model, not a curated record
GGUUGACACUUCCCCUUGGGCCUUGGACGUCUGGACCUUGGUCCAUCCGAAAGAUACAUUAUUUUUAAAUUUCAGUCGCAUCGUACGUAAAUUCCAGUGUCGGGGUGGAGCUGGUUAGCUGACAUGCAUACACGCGAUUUCAACGUUUGUCGCGAUUAGCAGCAGUCGUUCAUUUGGCAUUUGAUGUCAAAUAUAACAACAAUGACACUGCCUCCUGAAGCAUGUCAUCGAAUAGUCCAUUGGACGCGUCGAUGCGAUCUUACUGCGCUGUGCCUGACUAGCAAGUCGCUUCAGAAAUCUGCAGAGAUCAGGCUAUACGAGGUUAUCAUGUCCGGUGACAUCAAUGUCAUUUUUCGAGCGUGCGAGAGCAUCGUAUCGCAGGAGCGCCUGGGCCCAUACGUCCGCUCCUUCUAUCUCUAUCUGAAUGCAAGGCGCACUCAAACAGAGCUGCCCACUCGCUUCUGGAAUAUGGUACAGAAAGCACUUUGGAAAAUGCGUUGUCUGGACGUGCUUUACAUUGAUGAUCCAGCCCGUGCUAAUUCUUGGAUUUUGAAUGACAUCCCAAAAAUUCCGUUUCAGCUCCGAGAAGCAAACUUUCGCCUCCCGUGGAAUCGCCACGUCAUAAAGUUCCUGGAGAGCCAGAACAAGCUCAGGCAGUUCCAUAUUUCGGGUGGUAUAGAUGAAGAUGCUCCACAAUUUGAAGAUGGUAGCUUGCCUGACCUGUGCACCUUCGAUGGGCACCUCGCUUCAGCCAUGCACUUACUUUCUCUUCCUUGCUGCCUUCGCCAUCUUCGCAUACCUUUGGAUAGAAGCACUAACAAGCAACUUUUGGACUUUAUUCCCAAUCUCUCUACCCUCUCGCGAACUCUCCGUUCACUGAAUAUCAUUCAUAUUCCCGAGGAAUUGUCGGUGGAAGCGAUCAAGCUCAUUUCGUUUGUGUGCCCUGACCUUCAUUAUGUUGGAAUUAUCCCAUUACCAAUGACUUUUCCCCACCGCAGCAUGAUUCAUGACGCUCUUUUGGCUAUGCAUAACCUACGAGAUCUCGAAAUCGAUGUAUCGCGAUGGUCGCCUCUACCCAAUACAGGUUCACUGCAACGCAUGCUUGCAACUGAACUCCACACAUACUGCCCUUCUAUAGAGCACAUCGUUCUCCGCACAGGAAGCAACCGAACAUUGUGGUAUUUCGACGGAAAUGAGUGGAAUAUUCGUUCAGAAAACGGGCAGCAUCUGCUCGUCGAUGGAUUAUGGAAGAGUAGAUGAUGUACGGCAGCAUGCUUGCAGUUAAAAUCUACUUACGUGACGAAAUAAUGUAAUCACCAAGUGAGUUCAUCGCCUUGGUGGUGCUUACAUGCAUGUUUACAUGACCCAGCCACGCUGAUACACACCCAGCGGAUGUAUUAUAGAAAUGCCGAAAUACACGCUAUGCUUAUGUAUUCAACCUGAUUUGGGCGCCUGAAUUGAAUUGACUACGAGUACGCAUGAAACAACGUGGCCUAGGCCUA